Molecule: messenger RNA, 399 nt
Organism: Closterium sp. Naga37s-1
Lineage: Eukaryota; Viridiplantae; Streptophyta; Zygnematophyceae; Desmidiales; Closteriaceae
Source: the annotation of a GenBank genome assembly
AUGAAGACGCUUCUGGGGUCAUGGAAAACGGCCAGCCAAACAGUCUUCGUUGCCCCAUCUUUUUCUCCUCAUUCUCUCCAUUCUCUUCAUGCCUCCCCUCCUUCUCCUGCCUCCCAUGUCUCUCCUGCACCUUCCGUCUCUUCUGCUGCUCCAGCCAUUCCCUCUGUUCCUUCUGUUCCUGCCAUUCCAGCUGCUGCAUUCGCCUCUCCUGCUGCCGUCUCUUCUUCUCCUCCUCCCUUCUCUUCUUCUCCUGCUCCUGCCUCUCCCUCACCACCUCCCCCUUUACAAUCACAUCAAGCCAUGGCACGGAAAUCCGAACCCACUUAUACUUCACCGUAUCCCUCACCUUCCAUUCCUCUGCCGAACCUCCUGUCAAAGCUAUGUCAUCCGCCCCCUUGA